GUAAACUCAACGUGGGUGGGAUCGUGGCAGCUGUGGUGGUUGUCCUGAUAAUCCUGGGACUGGUCAUUUUCGGCAUUUGGUUCGCUUACAAUCGUGGCUAUUUUAGCAAAAGAACAACGUGAGUAGCCUGGUCUUCCUUCCGGCCCACCGUUCUUUGCCGCGUAACCACCAGCCCUGCCGUGAGGUUCCCUUUUCAGGGGGGAUGAGGGAGAGGCACAGCUGAUCCUGGCACUUUCUCUCUGGUUUACGGGAUUUAUUCCUCUGAUAAAAAGUGGGAGACCCCAGUUCAUUUAAAAAAAGAAAGAGCAAACUACAGGUACUCCUCGAGUUACGACCGUUUGCUUAGUGACCGUUUGAAGCUGGUUCCCGCACUUACGAGCUAUAACGUGACCACAUUUGGGUGCUUAUGUUUAUGAUGGUUGCACCAUCCUGGGAGUGCUGUGAAGUUGGCGGAGAAGCUGGCAAGGAAGGCCCCACGUUGCUGAAUGCGAUGUAUGGGCUUAACCACUGCACUGCUUAGUGACCAGUUUUCCAGGCCCAAUUGUGGUCGUAACUCGAGAACUACCUGUACAGUAAGUGAAAAGCCAUGAAACAAAAAUAAUCAAAAUUAACGUUCAAGCAAUUAAUUGAUGUUUCCCAGCUUUCAGCCCCUGAUGUAAAUUCCCAGAAUCCGCCAAUGGACCAUUUCCAGAAUGUCAUGGAACUCCUCAAUUGGAGAAGACAUGUGGGAGUCGAAGUCCACCAGUCCUAAAUUAUGUUGUCCAGGGAAUUCUGGGAGUCGAAGUCCACCAGUCCUA
Molecule: messenger RNA, 797 nt
Organism: Thamnophis sirtalis
Lineage: Eukaryota; Metazoa; Chordata; Lepidosauria; Squamata; Natricidae
Source: RefSeq, a predicted model, not a curated record